Cucurbita pepo subsp. pepo (vegetable marrow) is the source of this 1825-nucleotide messenger RNA. RefSeq names its product phytoene synthase, chloroplastic. Gene Ontology annotation, biological process: biosynthetic process. Gene Ontology annotation, molecular function: squalene synthase [NAD(P)H] activity; geranylgeranyl diphosphate synthase activity. Lineage: Eukaryota; Viridiplantae; Streptophyta; Magnoliopsida; Cucurbitales; Cucurbitaceae. The record is from RefSeq and is a predicted model, not a curated record.
AACAAUAGCUACAAUUCCGACACUCUUAUUUGUCUCAGCCCACAAGCGGAGCUGCAAGUUGCAGAAAAUUCAACCCCCAGCACAGGGGAAAAUAUAAAAAAGAACUAGCCGAGCUCAUGCAACCACACAGUUUGCGGAUCAAAUUCCGUGAGAGCCUCCAUCCACCACCAAGCCCAAAAAGCGCACAGCCGCCUCGAUUCAACUCACGUCCCCGCAACAAGAACACCCAAUUCAAUCACCCUUUUACACGAUCAAACACCAAAGUGGAAUCAAAACCCAGAAACAAAUUCCAGAGCCCUCUCUGUUUCAUUGCUGUUCUUCAUCAAUCGUGCGAUACAAAAGAGAAGCUAAGUGGUAGCUUUCUCCGUGUCGAAGCAUUGCUUAGAAUUUCUUGGACGGUUCAAUCGGAUUUUAAUUCGCUUUUUUCUAUCCAUAUUUCAACUGGAUUUCUCGAUUCCUCUGCGAUUCGUUGAUUAAUCGAUUCAUAAUUUGAUAUGUCUUUUGCUUCAUCGUUGAUUAUCUCUCCCAACGUCGAAAUUUCCCCAUCGAUCUUCGGGUUUCUUGAUUCAGUUCGCGAUGGAUCCCAAAUUCUCGAUUCUUCUAGAUUCUUCUCGCGAAAUCGAGCGGCGAAUUUGAUGAACAAGAAACAGAAACGAGUGAAUCACUCUCACUCUAUAGAAUUGAAAUAUCCAAUUCUUUGUCAAGGUGGAUAUGGCUCUGUUAUUGCAGCAAGUAUGGUGGCGAAUCCCGCCGGAGAAAUGGCAGUCUCGGCGGAGGAGAAGGUGUAUAACGUAGUUAUGAAACAGGCUGCUCUGGUGAAACGGCAACUGAGAACCGCCGGAGAAUUGGAUGUUAAGCCGGAUAUUGUUCUUCCGGGGACUCUUAGCUUGUUGAAUGAAGCUUAUGAUCGUUGUGGUGAAGUUUGUGCAGAGUAUGCCAAGACAUUUUAUCUGGGAACUAUGUUGAUGACUCCUGAGCGGCAAAAGGCUAUUUGGGCAAUUUAUGUAUGGUGUAGGAGAACAGAUGAACUGGUUGAUGGGCCAAAUGCUUCGCACAUAACACCUUCUGCAUUGGACAGAUGGGAGGCAAGGUUGGAAGAUCUUUUCCAAGGGAGGCCAUUUGAUAUGCUCGACGCAGCGUUAGCCGAUACCGUUACUAAGUUUCCGGUUGAUAUUCAGCCGUUCAAAGAUAUGAUCGAAGGGAUGAGGAUGGAUCUAAGGAAGUCGAGAUACAAGAAUUUCGACGAACUGUAUCUAUAUUGUUAUUAUGUUGCUGGAACUGUUGGGUUGAUGAGUGUUCCUGUCAUGGGCGUUGCACCUGACUCACAAGCAAGCACAGAGAGUGUGUAUAAUGCUGCUUUGGCGUUAGGCAUUGCUAAUCAGCUUACAAACAUUCUUAGAGAUGUUGGAGAAGAUGCUAGAAGAGGAAGAAUAUAUCUACCACAAGACGAGCUAGCUCAAGCUGGACUAUCAGACGAGGACAUAUUCGCCGGAAGAGUAACAGAUAAAUGGAGAAACUUCAUGAAGAAUCAAAUCAAAAGAGCCAGAUUGUUCUUCGAUGAGGCCGAGAAAGGAGUGUUGGAGCUUAACAAAGCUAGCAGAUGGCCGGUGUGGGCUUCGUUGCUAUUAUAUCGCCAAAUCUUGGACGAGAUUGAAGCAAAUGACUACAACAACUUCACAAAGAGGGCAUAUGUGAGCAAAGCCAAGAAACUAUUGGCUUUGCCAAUGGCUUAUGCAAGGUCUCUCCUUAGCCCUUAAUGAACUCACAUCACUAUAUAUACUCAACAAACACAAUCAAAAUUCAGCUAUCUCCAUGUUCUUAACUA